Messenger RNA from Peromyscus californicus insignis, 7653 nucleotides. It is a transcript of the gene Zscan20, whose product is annotated as zinc finger and SCAN domain containing 20. Gene Ontology annotation, molecular function: DNA-binding transcription factor activity, RNA polymerase II-specific; RNA polymerase II cis-regulatory region sequence-specific DNA binding. NCBI's taxonomy places the organism in Eukaryota, Metazoa, Chordata, Mammalia, Rodentia, Cricetidae. The record is from RefSeq and is a predicted model, not a curated record. Gene Ontology annotation, biological process: regulation of transcription by RNA polymerase II. The transcript has 8 exons. The coding region runs from base 2611 to 5532 and encodes 973 amino acids.
AAGGGAUGGGUUUUUGCCGUGUAGGGAAGUCACCUUAGGGUCUGGAGAGCACAGCGAGAGAGGAUUCUGAGGGCCCUGGCAAAGAAGUGAAAAGGCCCUGAUCUGGAAGUCUGAGCUUAAACUAGUGCUCCAUUCUCCACACCCAAGUUCAUGCCAUCUGUAAUGGGACUCGCUUUUGUCUUUAGCCCCAAACCUGUACUUCUUUCCUCAUUCCUGAUGGCAGCGAAAGGCAUCUUCAUCUACUGACCCACCCACCCUCUACUGACCCACCCACACUGGGCUACUUGUUUUACCAGCGGAUUCCUCCUGCAUUCUUCCCCAUCCAUGCCGUUUCGCGUCUUGCGCUUUCUUUAGUAGCUCUUCAAAUUACCUCUGUCUUCUGAGGGUCUCUGCAGAAGUGUCCACAUUUUCGUUUCUCCAGCUCCGACAAACAUUGCAGCCAGUGCUCUCUGUUUAGCGCUCAAGUCUGAUUGUACCUUCGGUUCUCCAGCUUGGAAUCCACCACUGGUGUGCAGCACAUGUGGAGUAAAAUCUGGUAUUAUAGUAUCCUCAUAACUCCCUUUGCAGUCCACUUUUCACACACCCCACACUCUGCGGCUGCCAAAGUUUUUCCCAUUUCCUGGUGGGCCAUUUGGGUCUCCACUAUUCUAUGUCCUAUCUCUCUGCUGUCCCCAUCCCCCAUUCUCUGAAGAGAACCUACUCAACAGGUAAUUCCUGUUGAAUUCCUUUAAGCAGACUGUCACCUCCAACUUCCCAGCUCCCAAAUCAUACUGUAUUUACCACUUUUAUUAAUAUAAUUGCCUGUGACUUUUUUUUUUUGUCUCUCCCAGUAGACAGCACCAUCAGGACAGGAAGUGUCGGGCUCAUCUCCAUUUCCCUCUGUCCAGCUCAGAACAGUAAACACCUAAUGUAGAUCAAGCAAAUGAGUAAAUGCUUGGCGAGUGUGGGCUAGCGAUCGUCAGGGUGAGCUUUGUUAUCCCGGGCUUGAAGAUGGCUAAGGACUUCCAGGCCUAUGAGCUUCAGUCUUCCUGCCGUCGAUGUCGGCUAUAAGCUGAUGGGGGUUUAAGGCCAGCCUUGGCUAACACAUGGGGAUACAUGUAGCUAACACAUAGGGAUACAUGUAGCCAUUGCUAAUCCAUCACAACGUCUCUUCACGCAGAACGGGUUUCUCAGCAGACUACUCUAGGUAGUUAUCUCCAGUGACUGAAGUUGGUGUGCUAAGUGAGGUCUCUCUGCUGUUUCCAGUUUGAGUCCUUAGGUGUGACUCCCACCUGCUUUAAGCCAUAGCUUGUAACUCUCAGCCAAGUGGAACUGACAAGCUUUGGGAACUGCAGUUUCUUACUGUUUGGAGGUCCCCAACCAAUCUGGUCUUUUUUUCAGGUCCCAGGGAGAGUCUUCUCUCCCUCUCUUAUGGUUGCAGGAGCCAGUGGAGGAGAGAACUUAUGUCCACACUCAGAGUCAGUGCCCCAGGAGCCAAGUCCUUGCUCAGCUUUCCCAUAGUUAAGUAGUCCCAAUUAAAAACAAUUAAAUCUGAGAAUCUCUUACUUUGAAUUCUGGUGGCCCUGAUUUUGAUUAAGCACCUCUCACUCUUUUGGGGAGCCUGCGCUCCUCCUGAGUCCUUCUGGGUUUUGUGGUGGUUUAUUUAGCUAAGAGGAGACAUAGUGGCAGCCCCUUUGGGGUGAAGAAACUACCGUGCUUUCUUUAAUCCUCAUGGUGUCUGAAACAGUUCUGAGAGGUCUAGUUUCUCUUGGAAAAGGCAGAAGGACUGGGGACAUCCUGAGCCUACCUCCCCUCAGGGCGUCAUGGCUGGUCACAGUCCCUACCCUUUCCAUGUAUUUACUCAGCUGUUCCAUUUCGCUUCCCUGCCUGCUUAUUCUGGCCUUGUGUACAAGUUAGCCUGGGGCGAGAGCUCCGAUGGGAGGCCACAGGAGGCUGUCUGACCUGUCCAGGGUCACACAGCGUGGAAGGAGCAGAAGCAGGUCUAGAGUCCAUCUUCUCACUGUUCCCCGGAUGUCUCUUCUGUCUCCCAUAGCAUAAUUCUAGCCGGUAUGAGGCUAUGGGAUGUGAUUGAGGAGAAUGAUGGGAGAAGACUGACCUGGGCCUAGGUCCUAACUGCCGUUUGGUAGUUUUCUCUCUUCCCCCAGCCCCCCCCUCUCUCAGAAGCUCGGCUUUCCUCUCUGCAUCACAGCUUGGGCAGCCUUCGGGAAGGAGCCAUUUCUUUUGGUCACAGCGCACUGUCAAAAGCGCACUAACACAGCCAGGUUUCCUAGUGUGAGCAGGAGACAGAAGAGUCAACUUGGGUCUGGUAUAAAGCUGUCGGAAAGACACCCCACUUCCAUUCAGUGACUAGAAAGGCUCAGGAAACUAACAGCAGGCAGAGAGUGGCAGAGACAGAGGGGUCAGCGCCAUGUGCCCACUCUGGAACAGACACGGACGGAAUCGACUCUGAAACUUAAAUAGUGUCACUUCUCUCUCUCUCUGGUCUUGUGUGUCACGGAAGUUACAGUCUUGGGGAGCAGUCCUUCCCCAGGAGUCCCUGGAAGGACACAUUGCCAAUGCAGGAAGUCCCUGGAUGAGGACAGCCCCGCCAUAGUGAAGCCUGCAGGCCCAAUGAUGGCUGUGGCCUCGCCUCCACCAGAGCCUGGAGACCUCCUGAUUGUGGAACUAGAAGAGGACUCCUGGGGACCAAUCUCCAAACCCCAGAAGGAGGUCCAUGGCCGUGUCCCUGGCCCCGAGGUUUCCCGCCGGUGUUUCAGGCAGUUCCAAUACCAGGAUGCAGCUGGGCCCCAUGAGGCUUUCAGCCAGCUCUGGGCUCUCUGCUGUCGUUGGCUGAGGCCUGAGAUCCGCCUCAAAGAGCAGAUCCUGGAAUUGCUGGUUCUAGAACAGUUCCUGUCCAUCUUACCCAGGGAGGUGCAGACCUGGGUGCAGGCACGACACCCCGAGAGCGGGGAGGAGGCUGUGGCCCUGGUGGAGGAUUGGCACCGAGAGGCCUGGGCUGCCGGACAGCAGGGACUGGAGCUGUGUGCUGAAGAGUCCGGGUCCUUCGAAGCAGUUCAAGAGUUUCAGAGCUUCCAGCGGCAGCCAGUGACUCACUGCCCUGAGACACAGCCCCAGAAACAGUUGAAUAUACAUCCCGACCUUUCCAAGAUGCCACCUCAGCCUGUGAAAGAGAGUGCUAUCCUCACACUCCAAGCCCCAACUGUUCCAAAGAUGGGGAGCACUGGAGAUUGGGAGGCGGUAGCCCAGUCCCAGGAAGCCCUGAGUCCCAGUAGACAAGCCAAGGAGGAGCUCUGCCAGGACCCCGCAGGAGAAGACUGUGGGAACGGUGCGUGCCUGGGAGUUCCAGUUUCUAAGCCAGGUGUCACGUCCCAGCAUGAGCAAGGACCAGGGAUUUUGGGUCUGAGCCUUAUAAAUUCUGGGAAUGGGAACACGGCAGAUUCUAGCCUGGACAGUGAGCCAAACCAGCCAGCCCAGACACCAGCCCAGGAGGACUCCGGGGCCCAGGAAGGGCAAUGCCAAUGUGAUGGGGAGGAUGUGAAGGUGUCGGGUGUGCACUGGAGCUAUGAGGAGACCAAGACCUUCCUGGCAAUCUUAAGUGAGUCCCCAUUCUCUGAAAAGCUCCGGACCUGCCACCAGAACCGCCAGGUGUACGGGGCCAUCGCAGAGCGGCUGCGGGCACGGGGCUUCUUGCGGACGCUGGAGCAGUGUCGCUACAGGGUCAAAAACCUUCUACGGAAUUACCGGAAAGCCAAGAACAGCCACCCACCAGGAACCUGCCCCUUCUACGAGGAGCUGGAGGCUCUGGUUAGGGCUCGGACAGCCAUCAGAAGAACCACAAAUGGGCCAGGAGAGGCUGUGGCACUCCCCAGGCUGGGCGACAGUGAUGCUGAGAUGGAUGACCAAGAGGAAGCGAGCUGGGAGCCCAAGGAGGCACCAGAAGACUGCGGGGGUUCUGGCCUGGCCACCGAGGAGUCUAUUCGGGGUCCCAGGAUUACAGGCGGCCCAGCUCUGCUCCAGAACCGCAUUGCAGGUGUGCACUGGGGCUUUGAGGAGACCAAGACCUUCCUGGCAAUUCUCAGUGAGUCCCCAUUCUCUGAAAAGCUCCGGACCUGCCACCAGAACCGCCAGGUGUACCGGGCCAUCGCAGAGCGGCUGCAGGCACUGGGUUUCCUGCGGACGCUGGAGCAGUGUCGCUACAGAUUCAAAAACCUUCUUCGAAGCUACCGGAAAGCCAAGAGCAGCCAUUCCCCGGGAAUCUGUCCCUUCUAUGAGGAACUGGACUCGCUGAUGAGGGCUCGGACUGUGAUCAGGGCCAUGGAGAUGGUAGGAGAAGCCAGAGGUCUUCCAGCAUCUGGGCAGAGCGGUGCUGAGGCUGAUGACCAAGAGGUCUGGGGUGAGAUGGAAGAUGAAGAUACCAUUAAACUUCUGACUCCAGAUCCCCAAACUCCAGAUACAGGUUUGGAGUUGAAGCAUGAGGAUGAAGACCAGAUAUCAGAGCGGGAUGUUUUUGGGGAUUUGCCUGGAGCAUUAUCAAACUAUACCACAGACGCUGUUUGUCGGUCUCAUGACUGGGGGGAGGAGAAUGAGAUCGAAGAGGAAGGGGCGUGGAGGAGUGCCCUCCCGUGGGAAGAGUGCUCCUCUGAGGAGGACUUAGAAAAACUCAUUGACCAUCAAGGCCUGUACCUCACAAAGAAACCCUACAAAUGUGACACAUAUGUGAGAAGCUUCAGUAGGAACUUCCACUUCGAGGCCCACCAACAAAUCCACACAGGGGAGAAGCCCUAUACAUGUGGGAAGUGUUGGAAGAGCUUCAAGCAGAGCUCAAAUCUACUGAAACAUCAGAGGGUCCACUCGGGAGGAACUCCUGACCAGUGUAAUGAGCCUGGGGAGAACUUUGGCCAAAGUCCAUCUUUUAGUGCUUGCUGGAGAAAUUCUACGUGGGAGAUAUCUACACAACCUCAGAAUGUAACCAUGAGCACGGACUCCCCCGGACCCCGUCACUCCAGCUCAGGGGAGAAGCUGUAUCCGUGUCUUGAAUGUGGAAGGUGUUUCUCUAAGAGCUCUGCCCUCAUCAGUCACCAAAGAAUCCACACAGGUGAGAAGCCAUACGAAUGUGCCCAGUGUGGGAAGAGCUUCAGCAAGGGCUCCACCCUGGCCAACCACCAGCGGACGCACACCGGCGAGAAGCCGUAUAAGUGUGCAGACUGUGGAAAGGGCUUCAGCGAGCGCUCCAAGCUCACCACCCACCAGAGAAUCCACACGGGAGAGAAGCCCUACAGAUGCCUGGAGUGUGGCAAGUUCUUCCGGGACCGCUCCAACCUCAUCACUCACCAGAGAAUCCACACGGGAGAGAAGCCGUACAAGUGUAGAGAGUGUGGCAAGUGCUUUAACCAGAGCUCCAGUCUCAUCAUCCACCAGAGAACCCACACCGGGGAGAAGCCGUACAAGUGCAUGGAAUGCGGCAAAGACUUCAACAACAGCUCCCACUUCAGUGCCCACCGCAAAACCCACGCGGGAAGGAAAGCCUUGUAGGCAGCGCCUCCUCCCAACAGAAGAGCAAUAAUGUGUAUUUAUAUAUCAUUAUCGUUUCUAAAACAUGCUAGAAAGAAACCUUCCAACGUCUAAGCUUGGUGUAUACUUAGAGAUGGCAUCUUGUAAAUUCGGGUAAUUUGGAUGUGAAUUACACCUACAAGGAUUAAGAUUUGGAGGCACUUCUCAAGUGUAAUUUGUUCCCCCCCCCCCCAUAAAUACCCCUACAGAAUCAUUAGGUUAGGCUCUCCUUACACCUGCUGUCUCGAGAGCAGAGUGUGUGAGGCAGAUGGCUGAUGCGAGAUUAGAGUUGAAUCUGGCCCGACGUAUUGAUUCCAGGUCUCGCUCUGCUUUUUACAGCUGCUUACUGCUCUACACAGGGAGAGUGGUUCUUGUUCUUGGUGGUUUGCAGUUGGGAUCAAUCCUCACUGCGAAACUUGAAACUUCACGGUGAGAGGAGGUAUCCCCCGAGAAGCAGUCCCUAGGGUACUCCACUGCAAGGUCGGCAGCAAAUGGGGCAGCGGUGACGUCAUUGCAGAAUCAUUAACAACAGCAGAAAUAGCUGGGCAUUGCACAUUUGCUCCUGAGCAGCUCGUGUGCCAAGCCACCUACAUAUCGUCUCAUUUAGCCCUCAAAGGAGUCCUAUUUCCCAGAGGACUGGGAAAGUUGGGUGACCUGCAUUGGUCUGAAAAUGGGAGAGGCAGAAUUCAUCAAGACUCACGCGUCCCCAGAGUCUGAGAGGCUGUGUGCUUUCCUGAGCCCUCUUACGUGGAGAUAUGUAACUAGUAAUAGAAUCGCAAAGUGUAAUCACUAACGAAUACAGAGGCUGAGAGUUCCUGCAGUUGAAAGCAUUUGGGAGGUUCAGAAUUGGUGAAGUGCUUUGUGUAAAGGCUGAGUUGUUUCCAAAUGAUGGGUGGGAGUCCCCGUCUUUAGAUCAUGUGGGUGAGAGAGGGAGGUAGGCUGAGACUUGUGUCUUGAGUGGGAGAGUGUUUUGGCGAAGAAGUGGGUCUGAGAGUUCUUUUUUCAGGUCAGUCUUGCUUCUCAUUACCCGUGGCCCAUCACAGGUUAAUAAGCCUUACCGAGCCGGCCUUCCCUCCAGUGCUCAGUCACUCCUGCCCUUUGGUCUCUGGCUCAUUUUCUUCAUUUCAAACCCUGAUGCCAAGAUUGAGGUGGAAGGCACUGACGCGUUGUCCUCUACAGAGAGGGCUUGGAAGUGGUUCCGUAUUCUAGGUUCAUGGCACCAUUUCCGCUUGAGCCCUCUUGUCCCAAGCUGCCAAGCGUGGUCACUCAGACCAACCUCUCACCCAGACAGGACAAGUCAGAGAGGCUCAUGCACAAUGGUUUUCUUGUUUGUAGCACUUUGGUCUCCAGAAUUUUUCCUUAGAAGGGUUUGAAAGUGUUGACCAAGGACUUUGUCUUUCGUGGAUUUUUAAAGGAAGAUGACUUUCAUAUCCCAUUCAUAUCCUAGUUAUUUUAUGGCCGUGGGAAGUGUUGAUUGGAUAAUAGCUGUGAAGGAUUUUGAAGAAUGGAGCUUUUUAUUUGCAUGUGAAAAAGUGGAUGGAAGGUCUUGCCAUUCCCACUAAGGAGGUCACUCCCUAGCCUUUUUCUUUGUUCCAGAACCCCCGUCCUAGGAACCAGUCCACCUGAGGUUUUCAGCUUACCUUUCCUGGCUUAUCUCUGAGGAGCAGAGGUCAUGGGGUGAGCCCUGGCUAAAAACCAGCAAAUGUCAAUAACUGCAAUAAAAAGAUAUAUAGAUAGUUUGGGUUUGAUAGGAAGAGUCCCGAAGGAGAGAAUAUCCUAGAGAAAGUUACCAGGGUAUGCAAUAGCAUGGGCUCUGGGUGGAGGUAGAGGCCCGGAAAGUUUGUAGCAUAGGGUGAGAGAUUGGGGAUGGUGGGGUGGUGGCAUCCAGGAGUGUACAAGUGCUGGUGCAAGGCCAUGCUAGGUGUAGCCACCCCUCAGGCGUUUUCCUUUCACAAGUUGGAAGCUUAGCUGGGUGGGCCCUUCAUGGUGCUAAUUUCUUUAUCAAUUCCAGCCCCUCUUUAGGGGCUUAGCUAUAACAUUAGCUAUAACAUUAAAUUGCCUUAGCUAUAACAUUAAAUUGCCUAGUGCUUUUUUCUCUCCAAA